AUGGCCAGUUUUGUACGAGGUUGUAAAACCGUGCGUCCCACGGAGGAACAUGGAAAUUCGGUUGGGCAUUUGAAUAAGGAAACCGAUCAGCUGAAUGGUAAAAUGUUUGGGGGAAGAUGCCUCCAAGAAGAACAUUAUGAUCGAACCCGGUACAAGUAA
Molecule: messenger RNA, 159 nt
Organism: Sphenostylis stenocarpa
Lineage: Eukaryota; Viridiplantae; Streptophyta; Magnoliopsida; Fabales; Fabaceae
Source: the annotation of a GenBank genome assembly